AUGCACCGUCACUUUCCAGCAGCCCUCAUCAAGGCCUUGUUGCUCGCCGUUCCCAGGAUGAGGGAGACCCGGGUUCUGGCGGAGCUCCUCUACUAUGCCUGCACCACCGGCACGGGCCGGCAGACGUUGGGCGAGGAGUAUUGUGACAUCCUGCAGUCUUCUGGCGGCCGCGGCCUGCCCCCCUCCCCGCUCCAGCGCGGGGCCCUGACCCUCCUCCAGUCCCUGGGCCCCUACUGCCUGGAGCGGCUGGGAGCGCCCGUGGACGAGGAGGCCGAAGCCUGGCGCCGCCUGCGCCAGUCCGCGCAGCUGGGCGCGCGCGCAGACGAGGAGCGCGAGACUGAAGAUACUCACCGGGGUGCCUCGCCGGCGCGCCGGGCGUGGGCUGCGCUCGCGCGUCGCGUGCGAGAGGCCCUGCGCGCUGUGCAGGGCGCCGCCGGCUCCCUGGCGGAGCGGCCUGCCAUGGUCGCGCUGCACUCCACGCUGCGCGAGCACGGCGGCGCGCUCCUGCGCUUCCACCUGGCCCUGUUCUACGUCUGGGGCGCCUACUACGCGCUGCCCAAGCGCCUGGCGGGCGUGCGGUACAUCUCCGCGGGACGGGAGGCCGGGGGAGGACCCUCCUACCGAACCCUGGGCUACCUCCUCCUCGCGCAGCUAGGGGCCGGCGGCAUCAUGGCGCUGGUCGCCAGACGCGGCGCGGCACGGCAUGCGGCCGGGUCGGGGCCCGCCGCCGCCAUCGUGCACGCGGCGAUGGUGAACGCGGCGGGCGCGCGCUUGCCGGACGUCCACCCGCCGCCGCGGGCGGCCUCGCUGACCAGCCGGGGCAGCGGUGCGGCCGAGUCGGCGGCCGACGUCGCGCCGCGGCGGCGGUGCCCGCUCUGCCUCUCGGCGCGCGUGGCAGCCACCGCGGCGCCCUGCGGCCACGUCUUCUGCUGGACCUGCAUUGCGGAGUGGGCGGCCCAGAAGCCGGAGUGCCCGCUGUGCCGCUCCGACUGCCCCACCUCCAGCCUGGUCUGCAUCACGCACGCAGAUUUUUGA
Molecule: messenger RNA, 1035 nt
Organism: Auxenochlorella protothecoides
Lineage: Eukaryota; Viridiplantae; Chlorophyta; Trebouxiophyceae; Chlorellales; Chlorellaceae
Product: Peroxisome biogenesis factor 10
Exons: 2
Coding region: 1-1035 (344 amino acids)
Biological process (GO): protein import into peroxisome matrix
Cellular component (GO): peroxisomal membrane
Molecular function (GO): zinc ion binding
Source: RefSeq, a predicted model, not a curated record